This is a messenger RNA of Diabrotica virgifera virgifera (western corn rootworm), 2369 nucleotides long. RefSeq lists its product as uncharacterized. The transcript is spliced from 7 exons. Lineage: Eukaryota; Metazoa; Arthropoda; Insecta; Coleoptera; Chrysomelidae. The record is from RefSeq and is a predicted model, not a curated record. The coding region runs from base 466 to 2337 and encodes 623 amino acids.
UCAUCAGCGGACAAAACUGAUUAACUUUCAAUUCAAUAUGCCAUUUGGAAUCCGAGAGAAACCUGUUUGUAGUAUGGUUCAGCAUUGUAUCUUUUAGUUCAGACAUUUGCCACUUUGGCGCUGGAAACAAUUUCUCGAAUAUACAUGAUCUUUAUGUAUAUAUCACAAUUAAUACCAUCCUGAUCCAUACCAUGUGGCAACAUUGCUUUGUCGUUAUUUUGUGUAAAGAUUCGGCGAAUUCUAUUUUUAGCCUGACAGAUUUGUUAAUAGGUAUAUAUUAUAUUCUUUAGUUUUGUAACUUUGCAACAGUCGUUUGUUUUGGUUCAGGAACGUCGCUGUGUGCGCUCGAUUUAAAAGUGAAUAUGAAUAAUAAAGGACGUUGUAAAUUGAUGGUUGAUAUGUGUUUAUAAGUUAGCCCAGCAAGUUACCGUCACUGAAACCACCCCAGGAUAUUCAGUGGAAAAGAUGUAUUAUAAAGAAUACAAAUAUGAAACCGUUUUCUCCACUUCGCAGUUAUCGAAACUGGAGAAUUUCGUUUUACCUCCUAGAACUACUAUCUUAGCAUUAUCUCAGAACGGAGGAGACAAGGAAGAAGACAAAAAGUAUGUCGUCAAGAAUCACGGAAAAGCUGAUCUUUUUGUUGAGGUAAUACAUCUCAAUAACCAAGAUGAUGCUCCACAAUGGUUUGUAGUCCAGCCAGACCAAACCACUGAGAUAGAUAUUGAGGACAAUCUUGAACAAAGCGUGUUGAAAGUAAGCAACAACAGUUACGAACAGGAAGUAUCAUUUUCUGCUAAAGGUGGUCACGUUAUUGACGACUUGGAAAACAACAUGGAAGAACUUCUUGACUCAAACGAAACAGAAACUGAAAUGGUCGUUCUGGAAAACUUUUCUUUAAGCCCAAGAACUGCUGUCACUGUUUUGAGUCAAAAUGUUGAAGGAAGCAAUGAACAUCCUGGAAAGUAUACUGUAACUAACCUUGGUAAAGCUGCUUUCGAUAUUGAGUUGAAGCGUACCUCACCCGUUCAAACUCUAGAGCUCCAUCGCAAAACCGUUCAGCCUAAUACAUCUGAGUCUUUUGAACUCACAGCUCAAUUCCAAUCUACCGUUUUGGAAGUUAUCAACACAAGCCAGACUGAAGAUGCAGUUUUUAGAGCUGAAGGAGGAGAUGUUAUUGAAGAUAUUGAGGAUUUGAUUAGAAAUAUUGAUGAGAAAGAAGAAACUGGUGUUACUAAUAUUCUAACAAAUUUAGAGAGCUUGCAUUUGAACUCACGUUCAUCCGUCCCUGCUUUGAUGUAUGAUCCUAAGGAUGAUACCAUUUCCGAACAUCAUAACUUCACUGUUACCAACCACGGAAAAUCUGAUAUAGAAGUUGAGGUUACAUACACUGACAGCGAUGACCGUGCCAAUGAUCAAUACAAGGUAGUCAAACCAAAUGAAACUGUAAAACUUGAACAUAAGAAAGACGCUGGAGUAGCUCUGUUAAAUAUAUUGAACAGACAUUACACAGACGCUGCUAUUAUCACCGCCAAGGGUGGAAGAGUAGUUCGAGACAUUGAAAGAAAAAUCAAACAACUUGUGUCUGAUGAAAAAUCAAUAAUGAUGGUGAAUGAUUUCCAUCUGGCACCUGCAUCAUCUGUAGUUGUCAUGCAUCAAGUUGGUAGAUAUAACCGAAGACCCGUGUACCCAGCUGGACAUCGCAAACUCCAACAUGUUGUAGUUCGUAGACUUAAACACCAUCCUGGACUUACAUCAGGACGUUUUGCACGUAAACCAGCAGUAUCCCGUCCUCGUAAACAAUCAGGUAGCCCAGCAGGUUUAGGACGUCGUCCAUUCCGUCGUCCAUCUUGCAGGCCAAUGAUACGACCAGCCCAUCUUUCAGGUCAAGGUGGUCAACAUCCAGCGCAACAAGAGCACCACCAAGCUCAACAACAGCACCACCAAGCUCAACAACAGCACCAACAAGGUCCUCAAGCUCGACAAUGCAGACCAGCGCGCAGACCAAGAAUUGUUAUGCGCCCCGCUGCCCAACGUAAACCCGUUGCUCAUGAUAGAUACACAGUUGCUAAUCAUGGAACUCAUGCUUUUACCGCUCAGAUCGUUCACGUUAAAGGAGGAAAGCAGGAGAUAGUACGCAGUCAAGUUGUCCAACCCAACGAAACCGAAGAGCUUCUUCUUAAAGACGUAAAUGGAUCGUCUUUGAAAAUCGUCAACGAAAACGAGACUGAUUACGCAAUCUUCUCAGCUGAAGGAGGUGAAGUAGUUGAUGGAUUAAGAUAUAUGGUAAGACCACUGCGUCGCUGUCCUGGUGCAAGAAAAAUGUUCUAUGGAUUUUAAGUAUUUAAAUAAAAUACUCAUGUUCUGAAUAA